Molecule: messenger RNA, 911 nt
Organism: Cucurbita moschata (crookneck pumpkin)
Lineage: Eukaryota; Viridiplantae; Streptophyta; Magnoliopsida; Cucurbitales; Cucurbitaceae
Product: NAC domain-containing protein 83-like
Exons: 3
Coding region: 54-764 (236 amino acids)
Biological process (GO): regulation of DNA-templated transcription
Molecular function (GO): DNA binding
Source: RefSeq, a predicted model, not a curated record
CCCUCCAUUUCCCCUUCCUCACCCAAAUUCCCCAAUCUCUUCCAAUUUCCACCAUGGAGAAUCUCACCUUCCUCAAAAAUGGCGUCCUCCGAUUACCCCCCGGCUUCCGUUUCCACCCCACCGACGAGGAGCUAAUCCUCCAAUACCUCAUUAAGAAAGCCCUUUCCUCUCCUCUCCCCGCCGCCGUCAUUCCCGACGCCGACGUCUGCCGUUUCGACCCAUGGGACUUGCCAGGGGAUUUGGAGCGGGAGAGGUACUUUUUCAGUACUAGACAAGCCAAAUACUCUAAUGGAAGAAGGUCGAACAGAGCCACCGGUUCUGGGUAUUGGAAGGCCACCGGAAUCGACCGCCGGAUUGUUUCUUCCAAGGAGAAUCGGUUGGUGGGGUUGAAGAAAACGCUCGUGUUCUACACUGGAAACCCUCCUAAUGGCUUGAGAACUGAUUGGGUUAUGCACGAGUAUCGCCUUGUCGGAGACUCCGAAGCUCCUCCUUCUGCCAUUAAUGGCGAACUACCCACCUUGAAUCAUAACUGGGUUUUAUGUCGGAUAUUUUUGAAGAAAAGCACAAAAAACAGAGACGAGAAGAAGAAGAUUUGUACACCAGUUUUUCAUCAAUUUCUGAGAGCAGAUUUGAAUCUAGCAGCUCCUUGUUCUUCAUCCUCUGGUUCAAGCGGAGUUACAGAGAUUUCAGUGAAUAACAACCAUCAAGAACAAGAACAAGAAGAAACCAGCAGCUGCCAUAGUUUAAGAAAUAGACGAUCAUAGACAACUUUAGCUUUUAGUAACUUGUUUUCUUUCUUAAUUAAAGAUCCAUGGCUUCCAAGAAAAUCUCAUAUCAAUCCUCUGUUAUUUAUCUCAAUGUAUAAAACUAAGCUUUGAAUGAAAUAAACGAAGCCCUGUUCUUGCAAGAAA